AUGGAGGUUCAGCAGAACCCCAUUUUCGAAGAUGCCCCCAUGGAAGAGCCCUGGAGCGGGGUUGAAGGGCCAGAGGGGACUGUAGUGAGAGAGGAUGGGCCUCAGACGGAAGCAGAAAGGCCUCUGGAAGAAAGCACCCGAAUGGAUGUGCUAGAGGCGCCUGCUGCAGACCAUGAAUGGGCUCCCCCUUCCAGUCUGGAUCCUGCGUCCAGGCUGCCGUCCAAUCUGCACAAUCGGGUGGCUGCCAUCUCAGAUGAUGAUUGGCUGCACGACAGGGAUCUUGCCGACGCCCUAGAUAGCCACAGGUCAAAGUCAUCGUCCUCAUGGUUGGUGUUUGCGGGCCUUGCUUACAAGAGCAUCGGCAUUGUGUACGGCGAUCUCGGCACAAGCCCGAUGUACUUGUGGCAGACGUGCUUCACGAAGACUGCCACAGAGGAGGACAUCAUUGGCGCCCUGAGCCUGGUCCUCUGGACUCUCAGCUUGAUAAUCUUCAAGUACGUCGUCGUCGUUCUUCCCGCCAAUGACAUGGGAGAAGGCGGGACGUUCGCCAUCUACUCCCUGCUGUGCCGCUACACCAAGAUCACCAUCUUCGGCCUCAAACACGACUCCGACAAGGCCCUGUCCGUGUACCACCAGGACCCGAAACGCCCCAAGAAGAAGCGGAGCCACCCCGGGCGCGCCGUCGGCAAGGCCCUCGAAAAGAGCCCGGCCCUGCAGAAGAUGCUGCUGGUCUUCGUCCUGUGCGGGACGUGCGCGCUCGUGGGUGACGGCGUGCUGACGCCAGCCGUGACGGUGCUGUCCGCCAUGACCGGGCUGCAGGUUCCGAAGGAGCUGCUCAGAGAGGACGGCUCGGCCAUCAUUCCCAACGGCGCCGUUAUUGCCGCGACUUGCAUCAUUAUGGCCAUCAUCUUUGGGUGCCAAAGACUCGGCACAAACAGGAUCAGCUUCAUCUUCGCUCCGAUCCUGAUCAGCUUCUUCGUCCUCAACGCGGGCAUCGGGAUGUACAACAUCCACACGUGGAACCCUGCCAUCUUCAAGGCGUUCUCCCCACACCACGGCAUCAUGUACCUUGUUCGAAACAAGAAGGAAGGGUGGAUCAGCUUGGGCGGUAUCUGCCUCUGCAUCACGGGCGUGGAAGGCCUCUUCGCGGACCUGGGACACUUCAACGUACAAGCGAUCAGGGCAAGCACGCUCACGGUGGUCUACCCCAGCCUCCUCCUGAUCUACCUCGGCCAAGGGGCGUACCUGUCCCGAAACCCGGGCGACACUCCCCAGGCGUACUUCAAAGCCAUUCCAGAACCCGUGUUCUGGCCCGCUUUUGUUCUUGCUACGCUGGCAACUAUGGUGGCUAGCCAAGCCAUUACCUCUGGCGUCUUCUCCAUCAUCUCGCAAUCCAUGUCGCUCCAGUGCUUCCCCAAAAUGAAGGUCAUCCACACGUCCAAGACGGUGCAAGGCCAGAUCUACAUCCCCAAUGUCAACUGGGCGCUCAUGACUCUCGGCAUCGCCUGCGUGCUCGGCUUCUCGUUGCCACAGCCGUCCGAUAUGCCUCUCAACGGAGACGCUUUGGGCCACGCGUUCGGUAUUGCUGUGAUGUGCGUAAUGAUCAUCACCACGUGCCUCGUGACGCUCGUGAUGCUCGUUAUCUGGCGGACCCACGUGGUGGUCAUUGCGAUAUUCUUCGGCUGGUUCAUGUUCAUGGAGUCGAUCUACCUCUCGUCCAACUUGUUCAAGCGGCAAGCGACAUAA
Molecule: messenger RNA, 1746 nt
Organism: Klebsormidium nitens
Lineage: Eukaryota; Viridiplantae; Streptophyta; Klebsormidiophyceae; Klebsormidiales; Klebsormidiaceae
Source: the annotation of a GenBank genome assembly